This is a messenger RNA of Acaulospora colombiana, 545 nucleotides long. The record is from the annotation of a GenBank genome assembly. Lineage: Eukaryota; Fungi; Glomeromycota; Glomeromycetes; Diversisporales; Acaulosporaceae.
GAAAAAAUAAUAACAAGAAUAAUAAAAUUGAAUCACCAGUAAUAAAUGUGAAAGGAAUCUUUAAAGAAGAAGAAUUCUUAAAAUUAGAUGAUAAACAAAAAAUAAAUGAAUUGGUAAAGGCAGCAAAUAUAUUUAAACAAAGAAUAACAGAAUUGGAACAACAUGUUAAAGAAGAAAAAGAUAUAAGACUUACAAGUGAAACUAUGGAAAAACAGUUUGCAAUAAUAAUUACAAAUAAUUAUAAAAGGAUUAAGAAUUUCUUUAGAGAGCCAAUUAAAGAAAAUACAAAAAUAGGUGAGGAAUUAUCAAAAGAAAUAGAAAGAUUAAUUACCACAAUAGGAAAAAUAAAAAAAGAUAAAAUAACAACAGAAAAUUUGUACCAUAAACAAAGGAAUUUAUACAAUGACUCAGAAAAAAAGAUUGAAAAAUUAGAAGAACAAAUAGAGGAAAUUGAAAAGAAGCAUAAUGGAGCUAAGGAGUACAUACAAGAACAAAGAAGAAAAUUACAAGAACUACAUGAAGAAAACAAAGAAUUAAUAAAAAAG